AUGAAAUACCCAAAGAAUAACAAUAAAUAGCCACCUAGAGAACUUAAAGAACCAUCAUACCUUCAAUGUAUGAAACUGAGUUAAUAUUAAAUAGAAAAUCAAUCUCAAAUAAAAAUAGUUAAGAAAAGAUCAGAGUUUACGAUGUUUUCAAGUAGAUUCCCAGAAACAAAAGCCAAUCUUAUCACAUUAACAAAAUGGAUGAAUCAAGAGACAUCUUAAGUAAACUUAAUGAGUAGAAAAAAAUCAAUGUUGAUUGUUAAAAAACAUCUAGAUUCUUAGAAUCAGUCUUAACAACUCAUAGGAUUGAACCUCCUUCUUCAAACAAAAUAAGAUCAUACAAUGAAUGACAAUUCAAUAUCCUACAUAAAGCUCCCCUUUGAAACGUAAAGAAAAAUAUCAAAAAACUAAGACUAAUUUAAAAUUAUAAAGAGAUGA
Molecule: messenger RNA, 435 nt
Organism: Paramecium tetraurelia
Lineage: Eukaryota; Ciliophora; Oligohymenophorea; Peniculida; Parameciidae
Exons: 3
Source: RefSeq, a predicted model, not a curated record